Scylla paramamosain (green mud crab) is the source of this 1277-nucleotide messenger RNA. It is a transcript of the gene Stoml2, whose product is annotated as stomatin-like protein 2, mitochondrial. The coding region runs from base 195 to 1253 and encodes 352 amino acids. NCBI's taxonomy places the organism in Eukaryota, Metazoa, Arthropoda, Malacostraca, Decapoda, Portunidae. The record is from RefSeq and is a predicted model, not a curated record. Gene Ontology annotation, biological process: mitochondrion organization. Gene Ontology annotation, cellular component: membrane; mitochondrion. The transcript is spliced from 8 exons.
CAGGGAACAGGGCAGGCAGGGGACAAACACCUGAAAAAAUAGUACUGGACAACAAGAGAGAAGACAAGGAAAGAGAAGGAAGAAAACAAAAGAGCCAGGCAGUGAGACACGUGAGGGAGUGGCGAUAUAAGGCAACACUCCACACCAAACAGUGAAGUGAAGAGAGCAGUGCUGAGGUGUCUGUGUGCUGCAGCAUGUUGGCCUCCACGCUGAGAGCAGCAGCCAGGCCGUGCAGGAGUGUGCUGCAAUCCCGAGUGCGGUCAGUGCUGACCCAGGCAGUGCGGACACGCUCGCACCUGCCCCUCAACACCGUGGUGCUCUUUGUGCCGCAGCAGGAGGCGUGGGUGGUGGAGCGCAUGGGCAGGUUCCACCGAGUGCUGGAGCCCGGCAUCAACGUGCUUAUCCCAGUGCUGGACAAGGUCAAGUAUGUGCAGAGCCUUAAGGAGAUUGCCAUUGACGUGCCCCAGCAAGCUGCCAUCACCUCAGACAACGUGGCACUCAACAUUGACGGCGUGCUGUACCUUCGCAUCAUUGACCCUUACCGAGCCAGCUAUGGUGUGGAGGACCCAGAGUUUGCCAUCACACAGCUUGCACAAACCACCAUGAGGUCUGAGCUGGGUAAGAUCUCUCUAGACUAUGUGUUCAGAGAGCGUGAGAGUCUGAACAUGAAUAUAGUGGAUGUGAUCAACAAAGCAUCCGAGUCUUGGGGGAUCACCUGCCUGCGUUAUGAGAUCCGUGACAUCCGGCUGCCGCCACGGGUGCAGGAUGCCAUGCAGAUGCAGGUUGAGGCCGAGAGGCGGAAGAGAGCGGCCAUCCUGGAGUCUGAGGGAGUGAGGGAAGCUGAGAUCAACAUAGCAGAGGGCAAGCGCAAGGCUCGCAUCCUUGCCUCUGAGGCAAACAAGGUUGAGCAGGUGAACAAUGCCAAGGGUAAAGCUGAAGGUCUCAGUAUCCUGUGUGAGGCUUUGUCACAUAAGCAAGGUCUGAAUGCUGCCUCCCUUGCCACUGCCCAGUCUUACAUUGAGGCCUUCCAGCACUUAGCCAAGCAGAACAACACCCUUAUCCUGCCAGCCAACGCAGGGGAUGUCACUGGGUUGGUAGGCUCGGCUGUCACCAUGUACAACGCUCUCACCAAGACCGUUCAGGCAAACUCCAAACACCAAGAGGAGCCACCAGUUGAACCAAGCCCUCCAGCAUCACCACCAUUGUCAUCAUCACCAUUGCCAUUCUCGCAGAGUUUGCCCGAUGACCAAUAGGAGUGAUUAUUUUUAUUAUAUAUA